CAGCUGCAAGCCUGUGAGCUCACUCUGGAAUCUGGGAUUGCACUGGACCUGCAUCCUCAGGACAAGGUUCCACCAAGCUGAAGGCAUGAGGAUCCAUAGGCUCACCCUGCUGCCCUUCCUCCUUCUGCCCGCUCAGGUGCUCUUGGUGGUGGGCGCACCGAAAUCACGGGAGGGGCAAAGCAGUAUGGCAACCAAGGAUCAUUGGAUCCCUCUGGGCAAGCCCCAAAUUGUACAGAAAGACAGGGAACACAAGCCCCUGGUCAAUGGUGUCAUUGUCACCCCAGACCUGGCCUCAUGUACUGUGACUCUGAUGGAGCAUGAGGAGGGCACCGCCAUGAAGGCUGUGUGCUCCCGAAUGGACCAUGACUUUUCCUGUGUCUUUACCAGCAACCCAACUUCCUGCAUAGAGGGUUGUAAAAGUGAUAUGAUCUACUGGAGACAAAUUGCCUAUCACUUGAGCUUCCAGAGGAACCUCUGUGAGGAUGCCAAUGUGGUCCUGAGGAGCAGGGUCUGCAGCAGGAGGUUUCCAGAAUCCAAUUUCAAGCUGGUGUUCUCCACUCUGAUCAGCGAUCUCAAUCAGUGCGAUGGGAACAUCACGCCUUGGUGGUAUAUCAUAAUCCAAGAGGCCCCUCCCACGGGUACUACAGAAGUCAUACCAUUCUUUCCAAGGCAGGGGAUCCAGACGGUAGCACCCACCCCUACAGAGGUGAUCCAAGUCACAAAGACCACGCCAACAGUCCCCAUCGUAAUUGAUGAGACUACCACCUCUGAACAGGUAAAAGGGAAAAAGACCACCACUACACAGCAGCCCAAGACUGAACAGACUACCACCACAGUGCCCAUCACGAUUGAACAGACCACCGCUACUGAGGAGAUAAAAGUGGAAGAGACCACCACUACCCAGCAGCCCAAGACGGAGAAGACAACAGCCACAGCGCCCAUUGUGAUUGAACAGACCACUCCGACUGAGCAGAUAAAAGUUGAAGAGACCACCACUACACAGCAGCCCAAGAUUGAACAGACCGCAGCCACAGUGCCCAUUGUGAUUGAACAGACCACCCCCACUGAGGAGGUAAAAGUAGAAGAGAUCACCACCACACAGCAGCCCAAGAUGGAGCAGACCACAGCUACAGUGCCCAUCGUGAUUGAACAGACCACGCCCACUGAGCAGGUGAAAGUUGAAGAGAUCACCACUACACAGCAGCCCAAGAUUGAACAGACCACAGCCACAGUGCCCAUCGUGAUUGAACAGACCACGCCCACUGAACAGAUAAAACUGGAAGAGAUCACCACUACCCAGCAGCCCCAGGUUGAAGAGACCACCCCCACAGAGUCAUUCUUCGACGAGGUUACCACCCCCAAACCCAACUGUAAAGAUGACUCAGGCAUCAAAAUCAAACAGACGAUAAUCUACCAGUCAUCUCACCAUAUAGGUCAGAAGAAAGUCUAACAGAGUUCCCUGAGUGACUCUGAUGAUGCAGGGAGCGCCUUCUGAAAGGUUUUUAGUACUGUAAUACAGGAUGAACAACUGUAAUGAGGCAAGUGCAAACGGAGUCAGUUGGGAGAUGUCAUGCCAUUAGUUCCUCUGUGGGACUGAGCCGUAAAGCUCUCCAGCUUCUCCAUGAAAUACGUAGGAAAUUUUGUGCUGUGAGAAUGCAGUGGAUCGUUAAACAAGGUUUGUAAUUCUUUGUUAAUAUUUGGAAAUUCCUAUGUAUUCACUUCCUUGAAUGUGAUUUUCAGAAGCUGUUUACCUCAGCAUAUGUUUUCAUGGCCCACAAUGCUGUGUGUACAUAAGCACUGAGGAGCUCUCUUUGAGCUGAACAAGCCAGAGUAAUGAUUUCAGUGUGAUGCACUUUUUCUCAAAUUAAUAGAUAAUAAAGCUUUUCUUCAACAAUA
This is a messenger RNA of Diceros bicornis minor, 1896 nucleotides long. RefSeq names its product fibroblast growth factor-binding protein 1-like. The coding region runs from base 86 to 1450 and encodes 454 amino acids. Gene Ontology annotation, molecular function: growth factor binding. Lineage: Eukaryota; Metazoa; Chordata; Mammalia; Perissodactyla; Rhinocerotidae. Gene Ontology annotation, biological process: cell-cell signaling. The record is from RefSeq and is a predicted model, not a curated record. The transcript is spliced from 2 exons.